UGAACGGGAGAAUCUCUGGAGCUGCAGCCGUCGUGAAGCUCGUCUCUGCACCGGAGGACGUCCCGAUCUGUCCCGAUCCGUCCCGAUCUGUACCGGACCCGAUCUACACCCGGACCCACAACAUGGCACGAAUAUAAACCCGCAGCACCUUCCAGCAGCGAGGAGCGGAUCGGCUCAUCCUCCCCGGGGCCGAGGUUUGACCACUCCACUGUGACUUCAGGCUUUCGGAACGAGUCGUUAUAGGAGGCCAACCUCCUCAAACAAUAUCUGUUGGCAAUAAGAGAAAUAUUAAGAGCAAUCAUGAGCACUCACGAGUCGGACGUGCACACCAUCUCUCCGGAGCUGCCGGCCAUGUUUGACGGCAUGAAGCUGGCGGCGGUUGCCACGGUGCUCUACGUCGUCGUCCGCUGCUUGAACCUCAAAAGCCCGACCGCACCCCCGGACCUCACCUACCAGGACACGCCCCUCAACCGCUUCCUUCUGAAGUCCUGUUCUCAGCUGACCAAAGAGUACAUUCCUCCCUUAUUAUGGGGAAAGAGUGGCCACCUCCAGACAGCACUUUAUGGUAAACUUGGUCGGGUGAGCUCCCCGAACCCCUGUGGAAUCAGGAAGUACUUACCGAUGCAGGAUGGGGCCACGGCGACCUUUGACCUCUUUGAGCCACUGGGGGACCAUCGAACAGGAGAUGACAUCACCAUGGUGAUAUGCCCGGGUAUCGGCAACCACAGUGAGAAGCAUUACAUCCGAACGUUUGUGGAUCACGCCCAGAAGGACGGUUACCGCUGUGCUGUGCUGAACCACCUGGGAGCUCUUCCCAACAUCGAGCUCACCUCCCCACGAAUGUUCACUUACGGGUGCACAUGGGAGUUUGCAGCCAUGGUCGGUUACAUCAAGCGGACGUAUCCUCAGACGCAGCUGAUAAUGGUCGGCUUCAGUCUGGGAGGGAACAUUGUGUGUAAGUUCCUGGGCGAGAACAGGAUGAACCAGGAGCGCGUGCUGUGUUGCGUCAGCGUGUCUCAGGGGUACAGUGCUCUCAGGGCCCAGGAAACAUUCCUCCAGUGGGAUCAGUUCAGGCGCUUCUAUAACUUCCUCAUGGCCGACAACAUGAAGAAAAUCAUUCUCUCCCACAGACACAGUCUGUUUGGAGGAAACUCAGUUAAAGUGAUAGAUGCAGAUCUUAGUCGGCUGUACACAGCGACUUCCCUCAUGCAGAUCGACGACAACAUCAUGAGGAAAUUCCACGGCCACAGCUCUCUCAAGGAGUAUUACGAGAAGGAGAGUUGUGUUCAUUAUAUUCACAAUGUAAAUGUGCCACUACUUUUAGUGAACUCUGCAGAUGAUCCCCUGGUCCAUGAAUCACUGCUCACCAUCCCUCGCACACUAGCAGCGAAGAAGUCCAACGUGAUCUUUGCCCUGACGCUGCACGGAGGCCACCUGGGCUUCUUCGAGGGCGCGGUGCUGUUCCCCCAGCCGCUCACCUGGAUGGACAAAGUCAUCGUGGGAUACGCCAACUCCAUGUGCCAGUGGGAGAAACAGAAACCGCCGUGCCAAAGCGGCCCGCUGACUGAGAGCUCCUGCGCAGAGGAAAAAGCCUAAAACCUCCGGCCUGUACGUCUCUCACCCUCUCUCUCUCUCUCUGUCCCCUCUCACCCCCCCAUCCCUCACCCCCUCCAGCACCACUGUCCCAGCACUGAGGAGACACCUGAACUGAACGUUAAACUGCUCUCUCUUCUCUGCCUUCUCCUCCGGGUGCUACUCACUGCUACUGACCCACACAUGUCAAGCCUUCACCACAAUCCCCCCCUCCCCACUUCUAGUCACCAUCACCUUACAGUAUGUGAAGGAACAGAAACAAUUAACUGCCUUUGUGCUCGUUUUCGUUGCGAGACCUUUUGACUUUUUUCGUUUGUUUACACGCUGCACACGGCAAUGAUCCUUGGCGAGCGGAGGCGUCGACCAAAUAGCCGCUGGCAUUAGAAGGAACACGAGAACAACCCUUUGAGUUGUCCAGGGAAAAACAAGAGCACACGAGAAGCCUCCUUUUUAAAACCUAAAUCAAGACUGUGCUGCAGAAGGUGUCCGUUUCCUGCACCUUUCUAAGAAGCUCUCUGCUAAUCACCGCCAAGGCCGUAUAGCCUAGUCCGCUGUCUUAACCAACACAGCGUCUUUCUAGUAUGUGUGUGACCCACAGAUGUAGUUUAUAUAUCUGUGCGUGCCUGUGCAGACCGAGAGUGGAAGACAGAGCAUGUGAUCCUUGUGUUUUUGGUUGGUUCAAAUUCUCCGUUUUCUGUUCUUCUGGGUGAACUGUUGCUCCAUGGUUUGUAGGAAAUGUUCAGUAGAGAAGUGUGACAGUGGGAUUUUACACUUUACUUCCAGUUCACAUCCUCCUGGCACCAGACAUGACCAGGGAUCAGCCCUAGAUGGGACUCAUACACAUUCCCUCGGUCGCAUUCUAUCGUUUUGAUUCAGUGCACUUUAAACCCUGUAUGACACAAUCUUUUCUUUCCCGUUUCUUUCCGUUUUUUUUUAAACUCUUUAUAGGUUUCAUAGGUUUGAGAAGAGGAACUGGUAGGAGCGAGGAUGAUAACAAGAAGUUAGAUGACUCAAAUGUUCCCUGUGUUCUCUUCCGUCGGCGUCUUUGAGCCCUCUUACUUUUCCGUCUGCCUAUGAUCAGCUCCAGGAUCCUGCAGAAACUCUGAAACCUUUUUCUUACUGCACAGACGAAAACCUGCUGCCCCUGCACACAGAGGCUAGUACCCGACCCUGUACCUCGUUUCAUACAAACAUCUUAGUACAAGUGAGCCUGUGGUUUUUGAAAGUUUGAAAAUGCUGUCUACCUAUUAGUCCUUUUGUUGCUAUUGAUGGGAGAGCUCAGCAGAAUGAAGCAGAUAUUAAGAUUUUUAUAAUCUGAGCUGUGAGGUGUGAUGAGUAGGAGGGGCUGAGGAUGCCAAGCGAAACCAAAUAGUAUGAUUUAGAUGAAGAAACCUGAAUCCAAGAAAGAACCGACAGAUUCUACAGUUUUACCGACUUUAAGCUUUUCCUAUUUUCUUGGCUGAGCGUUAAAGCCACAGCGACACAGCAGCGUGGACCGCUGCAAUUCACACUAAACACUCAUCACAAAUCUGUUUCGAUCACAUCUGGAUGAGACCUGUGGACUUUUCAGAACCUGAACCUGACUGAGAGCUUCUCAAACCUUGUAAGGGCCCCAGGAAGUCCAGCCAACAAAGGAACCUGCAGGGAUUGACAACCGUGCAUCUGAGACCUUUUCAGACCAAAGAUUAUUUUUUAAUACGAUCUGCCAUGUUGUGGUGUUUAUUCCAGUUUGAGGGAACUUUGGCAAAUCAAGGCAAUUCCUGUAGCUGCACUCUGUCAAUCAUAGAGGAGUGCAGAAAAUCAAUCAAAUGACGAGAAAAUAACAACUGAAUAUGAAUUAUGCCGAGCAUCAGAGCUCAUUAUUGGAAGCUUACUUUUGUCAAAGGAAUAGAAAUAGUGCUGUAGUGGUAAAUAUCGUCAUGACUGAAAUGGCUUAAACUUUUCUGACUUUCACAGAGUUUUUUUCUGUGAUAAUAUUCAGACAUUUAUGUUAGUGAUGAAAAUAUUGAACUGUGGAUUCACUGAUCCACUCAGAAUUUCGACCUGAUCUUAUUUUAUCCACAUUUAGAAUCUGUACACCAUCCCUGGGUGGUACUGUAAUGUUAGAAUGACACCAGGGAUUGCUUUGGUCAGGACUGAAUUCACGACACUGAAAGUGAAGACACUGAGUUGUGUAAUAACAGACUUUAUUUAACUUUAUUUAUUAUGGACGAUGAGUGACAUCACAGCCGAGAGUGUGUCAGUGACUAUCUGAGCCGUCGGCAGUUUUUUUCUUUCAUCGUCCAAACCACAGAUCGCUGUUGCCCUCGGUUGUCGGGGAGACCGAACUACAACUGCCAGUCAUUAAUGGCGCACAUCCUCUCAUUCCCCCUCAGUGAGGUUAUUCUGGUCACGGUCCACAGCUCUCAUUUCAACAACUUCAAACAGUAAUGUGGGGGUUUUCUGUCCUGGCCACACCAGGCACAAACUCUGUUAUCUGUGUUCUUUCUAAGUUUCUCCCCACCACCCAAUUUUUUGCACAGUAAUACAGGUUUCGAUGUUUUAUUUGGAUGUAUUAUUUUUUGCUAGUUGAUCAUUUUGUGUAUUUCUUUGUUUUGUAUUUUGUAUUGUUAUUAUGGCAUUUUGUGUUAUGCACAUGCAUCAGAGUGGGAGUGCUGAUGGGUGAAUUUGCAGUAAGUGUAUACUGUGUCAUGUCACCACCUCUGAUUUGACAAAAACCAAAACUUCUUCACUUUAAAAAAAGGAAAAAAAGAAAAAUAUAAAGAUAGAAUAUAUAGAAUUAUUUGAGGGACCACGGAUGACAACUAAAGGCAAUAACCAACCGGGACCGAUUCUCUUUUCUUAUUAAUACUAAUGUGACGGGGAAAUAGUGUCAAAGUUUAUGUGACCAAAACAUGUCGCAUAGUUUUCUCAUGGAUGUGGAAUCUGACAUGUUUUUGCUGUGUUUUUAUGAACAUGUGCUCCUCUGUAUUUAUCCUAACCCCAGUGUUCAAGCAUCCUUCUCUCAACAUUGUGGGCUUGUUAGGAAGUGGAAUAUAAAACGUCUCAAGUGACUUAAUAUGUCGAUGAAUCCAAAAGUACACCUUGGAUCCGGGGGGGGACGUCGCUCAGUGUUUGUUUUUCCUCUGAAAUAAUCUUGAGCCUCAGUAAACGGACGCCAGCCCACAACACGUGAACCCACAGUUAUCUUAUACAGCUUUAAUUUAGUGUUGACAUUCUGAUGCUGACGGUUAACGGAUGAGGCGACAACUAGAGGGAGCACACGUCACACAACAUAACUCUGAUAUCCAACCCUGGGUGUUUUUGUGGAAGAAAGCCAGUGGUGUGUGUGAUCUAAUUACAAGAGAAAAUAUGGUUAUUGUGUUCCAAAAUAAAUUAUUUUCUCAAAAGAAAA
Messenger RNA from Limanda limanda (common dab), 4987 nucleotides. Its product is annotated as monoacylglycerol lipase ABHD2. NCBI's taxonomy places the organism in Eukaryota, Metazoa, Chordata, Actinopteri, Pleuronectiformes, Pleuronectidae. Gene Ontology annotation, molecular function: monoacylglycerol lipase activity; acetylesterase activity. The transcript is spliced from 12 exons. Gene Ontology annotation, biological process: acylglycerol catabolic process; medium-chain fatty acid biosynthetic process; medium-chain fatty acid catabolic process. The coding region runs from base 301 to 1596 and encodes 431 amino acids. Gene Ontology annotation, cellular component: sperm flagellum; sperm plasma membrane. The record is from RefSeq and is a predicted model, not a curated record.